AUGUUAUCAAGUCGUGAACUUCUUUACAUUAUUGCAUCAGGAUGUGCUGUUUGUUGCUCUAAUUUCAUAAAUGGGUUAUCAACGAGUUGUAACACUGUCUUGAGGAUAAGAGCAAUAGUUAAUAUCAAAAAGAAGAAAUUUAUAAUGUUACAAAUACUAGGAACAUUUUCAGCGAUAUGGGGAUUUUAUUACAUCUAUCUAUCACUGUGGGUCGUAAAAGAACGUAGUAGACAUCAAAUUAAUAUAGGUGAUGGAACAUUACAAUUGAUUGAAUGUUUGGUCAACAUAGAUAAAAAUAAUAAUAAAAAAGAAGAAAAUGAUAAUAGUAAUAAAUUAAUAAUCAGCAAUGAUAGUGGUCCUAUAAAUGUUCAUAAAUACAAUAGGUUGAUAGCAGCUAUUAGAUCACAUUCCAACUUUAAUGAAUUCAUUCCACUGAUUGCCAUUCUAUCGGCCAUUCUAGAGCUUCAAAAUGCAAACACCAUCUAUCUAAUUGUAUCACUAUCACUACUCACAGUUGGUCGUAUCAUUUACGUUGCAUUUGGUACUGCCAAUCCUAACAUGCGUGGUUGGGGAAGACAUCUUGGAAUCAUCAUUACCUUUUUAACUAUCCUCUCUCAUUCCAUCUAUUUAUUAUAUUCCUCAAAUUAUCAUUCAAUCUAUUCUCAUUUUAAUAAAUAA
This is a messenger RNA of Cavenderia fasciculata, 678 nucleotides long. RefSeq lists its product as uncharacterized. Gene Ontology annotation, cellular component: membrane. The record is from RefSeq and is a predicted model, not a curated record. The transcript is spliced from 3 exons. NCBI's taxonomy places the organism in Eukaryota, Evosea, Eumycetozoa, Acytosteliales, Cavenderiaceae. Bases 1 to 678 code for a protein of 225 amino acids.